Prorocentrum cordatum is the source of this 795-nucleotide messenger RNA. The record is from the annotation of a GenBank genome assembly. NCBI's taxonomy places the organism in Eukaryota, Dinophyceae, Prorocentrales, Prorocentraceae.
GCUGGAGUCCCUGUGGGGCCCCGGCUGCGUGUUCGUCCUGCACGAGCUGCUCUGGGGGGCGCCGGGCGGCCCUGGCGAGGGGGGCGCAGCGGCAAGGGCGCCAGGGUCGUGCUCGCGGGCCCGCGGCCUCCAGAGCUGUCGGUGCAGGCGUGGUGCCAGCACCUGGUGGCGCCCGGGACCACGGUGCACCGCGGGAUGAUGGACCCGAGCGACGCGCAGGCGACGAAGGCUGUGCUGGUGGAGGGCUUCCUCGGCCCUGCAGACCUGGAGGCCAUCGAGUCGCUCGCCCACCGGGCAGAGGGCCUCGGGCGCGAGGUGCGCGAGGUGCGCUCCGCGCCGCUGUCGGACAGCUGGGAGGUCCUCUUCCUGCAGGCGGGCGGGCUCUUCGAGGCGGAGGCCCCCGGCCUGGCGCGGCGCCUGGCGUCGCUCGCCCGGGCGGCGUGCCGGGCGCACGGGUGGGUCGAGGAUGCAGACGACAUGCGGCUGCGGGUGGUGGAGUACCAUAGGCAGCGCGCGCCAGGACCAGGCUUGCCUGACUCCCACCACUACGACCUGGACAGCCUCGUGACUGUGGACGUGAUGCUCUCCGCCCCGGGCGCGGACUUCCGGGGCGGGGCCCUGUCGACCCUGGAGCCGGGCGGGCGGCCGCUCGUGCACGAGCUGCGGCAGGGGGAUGCGCUGGUCUUCGCGGCGCACAAGUUCCACUCCGUGGGCCCGGUGCUCGCCGGGUGCCGCCGCGUGCUCGUGGCCGAGUUCUGGCGGGGCGCCUUGCGGCGGUGCCCGCACCGCUGCCAG